Molecule: messenger RNA, 2186 nt
Organism: Nelumbo nucifera (sacred lotus)
Lineage: Eukaryota; Viridiplantae; Streptophyta; Magnoliopsida; Proteales; Nelumbonaceae
Source: RefSeq, a predicted model, not a curated record
UAUACUUGCUUUGCCAUUUUUUUUAUGGUGAAUAUCUUUGCCAUUAGAUCUUCCCUUUCGUUAAUCACCUUCGUUUUGGAUUUAAAGCUCUCUCUCUCUCUCUCUCUCUCUCUCUCUCUCUCUCUCUCUCUCUCGCCAUACCAAAAACCUAGAUCCAAUUGUAUCUAUCGGCUUACAAUCCAUUAGAUCUCAGAAACAAAACCAGUUUCCAAAAUGGCUUCACCCCAGGACUUGAGUUUCAGAAGAUUACUUCUUCUGUAUCUUGUUUCCCUUCUCUUUUCUUCCUUUCUCGUUUCUGCCGUAUCAGAAGUUCAACCCCAAAAGAAGCAGUUUGUCGGUAGGAGAAUGUUAGAGAUAGAGGAGGAAGGCCUACAAGAUCUGCCAAAGAAGAAAUCAACUAAGCUCAUUGAGAAGGAAGAGGAAAACCAGCCUAAGAAGAAGUUGACCAAAACCCAAGCCAAGCUCAUUGAGAUGGAGGGAGGAGAUGAACCAAAGAAGAAAUCCACCAAAACCCAAACCAAGCUCAUCGAGACAGAUGAGGAAGAGCAGCCGAAGAAGAAGACCAGCAAAAGCCAAGCCAAGCUCAUUGAGAUGAAAGAGGAAGAGCUGCCAAAGAAGAAAUCCACCAAAACCCAGACCAAGCUCGCAGAGGAGGACGCAGAAGAGCAGCCAAAGAAGAAAUCUACCAAAAACCCAACGAAGCUCGUAGAGGGAGACGAGGAAGAGAAUCCCAAGAAGAAAUCAACCAAAUCCACGGGGGAGGAAGACCAGCCCAAGAAGAAAUCAACCAAAGCCACGGAGGAAGAAGACCUGCUAAAGAAGAAAGUCAGCCUGUCGACCAAAAACCAAACCAAGCUCAUCAAACCGACCACCAAUUCAACAAAGGUAACAACAAAGCUCGUCAAACCAACCACCAAUUCAACAAAAAAGGCAACAACUUCUUCUGGUUCUGGAACAAUCCUCCCCAAGACGCAACUCAAGAAGCUCAACUCCACCUCAAAGAGCUCAAAUUCCACCAAAUCAAAUCCAACUUCCAUCAAGAAAUCCCCAGAUCUACUGGAACCCAGCACACCCAAAAACAAAACAGCCACUGUCACCAAACCGUCACAAAAAACCACUGCCAAGAAAUCCAUUGAGCUCAAAUCCAAAACCUCAGACAAGAGUCAGCUCGCAGAGCAAAAUGCCAAACAAGAAAAGACCAGGAAACCCAACCAUCCCAACUGGAUGGAUCAAGACGACGAGGACGACUUAGUAGCGGAAUUCAGAGAUCUCCCCUCCAAAUUUCAUCAGACAUUCAUCCCAGACCUCGAGAGAAUCUCAACAACCUCCAAGGUUUAUCUCAACAAGGCCAACAAAGAAAUCACGGAAGGGUUCAAGCCCUUAGUAGGCAGCAAAUACGCACCCACCAUAGCUUCGAUAAUCUCUUGCAUCUUCAUUCUGGCCCCUCUCCUCCUCGUCACUCUCAUCUUCAACCGAAUCAAAGCUUAUUUCUCCCUUCAACAAAUCCUACUAUUCAUUCAAAUCUACCUGUCAAUCUACUUCUCAAUCCUCGCAUUCUCAUCGUUGGUGACAGGAUUGGAGCCAUUGAAGUUCUUCUACUCGACGUCGCAGUCGAGUUACGUUUGGUUACAGGUAUUGCAGACGCUGGGGUACGUCAUAUACCUGCUGUUGCUGCUCAUGUACCUGGUAGUGGUGUUCUCGACGGAGACUGGAUUGGGGUCGAAGUUGUUGGGCCUGGGGCAGACGAUCGUGGGCUUUACAGUGGGCUUGCAUUACUACGCGAGAGUGUUUCACAGAGCAGUGCUGCAUCAACCGCCCAAGACGAAUUGGAAAGUCCACGGGAUAUACGCCACGUGUUUCUUCCUGAUAUGCCUAUGCACGAGAGCUGAGAGGAGAAAGAAGGCUUAUCUACAGGACAGCGGUGAGGAGGGAAAGAAGAGCUAAAUGAUAAAUCAUAGAUCUCUCCUCUCUUUCGUUCUUAAUUCCUUCCUUAUUCCUCUUCCUCUCCCUUUUUUUUAUCUUUCUGUUUCUACUGAGGUUCUUCGGGUUUUAGGACAAUGAACAGGCGAGAGAAUCUCGUUCCUUUUCCUUCUUUAUACUUUUUUCAUAUAGUUUUGCUAUAAUUUAUUGUUUCUGUAUUUGAAUUGGCGAAAGAUAAAUAAUGAUGAAGGAAUUCAUGAACACAA